GUCCUGCAUGGUUUCAUGUCAAUUCUGAGAACUGACCUCAGGCCCUUAUGCUUGCAUAGACACUUUGCCUACUGAGUCACCUCCCUAGCCCAAAUUCAACUUUUUGUUUUGUUUUGUUUGAGACAGGAUCUUUCUUCAUAGCCCUGCUUUCCUGGAACUCACUCCAUAAACCAAACUCAUAGAGAUCCUCCUGUCUCUGCCUCCUGGGUACUGGGAUGAAAGGUCUGUGCCAGUGUUCUUGCAAAGGAUUCAGGUUCAUUUCCUAGCACCCACAUGGUAGCUCACAACUGUCUGUAACCACAGUUCUAGGCGGUCCAAGACCUUUUUCCAAUCUCUGUGGGCACCAGACACAUACGGCACAAAUACAUGCGCUCUCCGAGAUUAAACUUGCUCUUCCUCUUCAAGUCUGCAGAGACAGAAGACAACCUUAGUGCAGAAACCAUCCCCAGACCCUGGUCUAGACACAACUUCCAGGAUGUGGAACCUGGAAGUACACACGGUGUGUGUGUGUGUGUGUGUGUGUGUGUGUGUGUGUGUGUGUGUGAUCUCACCUAAGGAUGGGGUGCAAAGCUCUGACUGGAGGAAGACCCAGGAAAAGGGUCUGCGAGUCAGAUGGUUGCAGGACAGGCGUUUGGAACGGCCCUGACCCCUGGGGGCUGUGAAGUAGAAAGCUACUAGCGAAUCCCAAUGCGUACAUCAAAGUGCCUGGACUUUUGCUGCCACCAAGUGAUGGGCUGCAGGAUUGCAGGACGGGAUAUUGGUUAGGUAGGAAGCCCGGGUUUUUCACUCUGAGCCUUCGUCCCCUGGGCUUUGCGGUUUGAUUGCUCUUCUCUUUGGUAGAAAAACCCAGUUCCUCCUUUAAGAAGAAGAUGCUGGCAAAACUGGGCCUGAGAAUUUGGUCCUAUCCAUGGGGCCUUCCUGAAAAAGACUACAGAACUGGAAACUGAGGCAGGGCAUUGUCUGGGAGGUGCCACCGGCAGGGCAAGCCUGACAGCUCUCUGCACGUGUUGACGGAAGGGAGCCCAGGCUCUGCACAGGCUCGAGUGGCCCAAUCUCGCACCCCUGCAAACUGGAGGGCAGCUCCGCCCUGUCCCGCCUCUCCCUCAAGGCGGCAGCCUCGUGUUCCCAACGGUUGGGAUCUCGGCGCCUUAGAUUUCCAGCGCCACAAAGGGGAGCUGGCACUUGGCAGAGCGGAGAGUGGGGGGGGUCUGGAAGCCGCCGGAGCGGAUCCCGGUCGGAGGGCGGGCCGGGCUGUAAGUCUCACUUCCGCCGGACGCUGUUUGGAGAAGGAUGGAGGAGGAGCGGAGACUGCGGGGGAGGCUGAGCCGUCGGAGGCCGCCCGCGGGGGGCGGGCCCCCUAACUGCCGCCCUUGGUUUCUCUCGGAGGGAAGUAAGAGUGAGCCCUGGGCUGCUCUGUUGCGCAGCACCGUGAGCGGGACCGCGGAUUGGACCCCGAACCGUCAGCCAUUACCACCGCUGCCUGCUUUUCCCAGCCAGGAGUCUCUACCUGACCCAGAGUCCACUGUGCCUCCUGAGGCCUUCACUGUGGGAUCCAAGACUUUCUCCUGGACGCCUUUGCCACCUGCCCUUCGUGGCUCUGGAAGCUCCCGCCACCUGUUCUGUGAACCUGAAGGCUCCCUGGGGUCACCUACUCCAUCCCUGAAAGGAUGCCCUGCACUAAAUUCUGGUCGAACUCCCAGCGCCCAGGAGUGUGUGCCUGUGCAGAGUCCACUUGCGUUGCUGAGUUGCCCGUUGUGCCAGAAGGCGUUUGACCCGAACUGACUGGCCAUGGGAGAGCCCAGAACUCUUCUCGGGGCUUCAGAACUUGGUGGAGGCCCUUCCUGUGCCUGGUGACAGUUUCUUCUCCCCUGUAGGCUGACCCAGCUAGAUGUGGAUAGCCACCUUGCUCAGUGCUUGGCUGAGUGCACCGAAGAUGUGGUGUGGUGAGCAUCAGGGUGCCUUGCUGUAUCUCCUUCAAACCUACACACCGACAUUGGAUGUGGCUUCUGAGACAUCGUCGUGUGGACACCUGAGUAUUGGCUCCUUCUGGUUUUGUUCAUGGGCAUUGGACAUAAUGCUGGUCACUGACAGCAGGCAGCACUGAUCCUCUGUGGACUCAUCUUCAUUGUCAGCCUGACAGGAUGUGGAAUCACCCAGGAGACACAUCUCAGGUGUGCCUGUGAAACCGUUCCCAGAGAUUACCUGGGACAGGAAGUCCCAGCUGAAUGUGGGUGGCACCGUGGCCUGGGGUCCCACUGAUUGAAAAGGGAAAAUGGAGAAAUUGAGCUGUUUCCUCACUGGGGAUGUGAUGAGAUGCACCGCUCGCCUGCUACGGCAGCCAUAGCUACUUUUGCUACUGUGCCCUCCUUGCCACAGGGACUGUACCUUAACUGUGAGCCAGAAUAAAUUUUAAGUUGCUUUCCAGUA
This is a messenger RNA of Mus musculus (house mouse), 2427 nucleotides long. It is a transcript of the gene Faap20, whose product is annotated as Fanconi anemia core complex associated protein 20. The transcript is spliced from 4 exons. Gene Ontology annotation, cellular component: nucleus; chromosome. Bases 1291 to 1782 code for a protein of 163 amino acids. Gene Ontology annotation, molecular function: ubiquitin binding. The record is from RefSeq and is a predicted model, not a curated record. NCBI's taxonomy places the organism in Eukaryota, Metazoa, Chordata, Mammalia, Rodentia, Muridae.